Messenger RNA from Eutrema salsugineum, 1059 nucleotides. RefSeq lists its product as uncharacterized. The record is from RefSeq and is a predicted model, not a curated record. The transcript is spliced from 5 exons. Lineage: Eukaryota; Viridiplantae; Streptophyta; Magnoliopsida; Brassicales; Brassicaceae. The coding region runs from base 381 to 857 and encodes 158 amino acids.
ACGGCAAAUUAAAAUCCCCUCUCUCCUCGCCGAAACCGUCGGUCGAUUUCGCUUUGCUCCGACGAUACUUUCCGAUUCCGAUUCUUCCAGACUCGGAGAUGAUAGCUUCAUUAUGUUAUUGGCACAGGAGUUGAAGUUUCGGCAAAAGAUAUUGAGAAAACUGUUUUGUGAAAUCUUUGAAGAGAACAAGAAAACAAUAUUGGAGCUGCUUUACCAAACUAUAGGUUGAUCGUUGCUGCUUUACCGUAAUAUCAGUUAGAAGCUGCUUGACAUUGACUUCCCUGAAGGUCCUAUUGGAACAAAGUUUUUCGCAGAAAAAAAAAAAGUUUUGUGGAUCAGAUUUUCUCGUGUGGCAAUUUUGAAUCUGAAAUCAGCAAUGGAUGGCUUCAAUGACAUACCCCCCCGAACAACAGUACAUAGCUAUCCACUACAGGCUAAGCACUUCAAGACUCAAUCAUCUUAUCGCUCUUAUCAAUGCGUGGUCUGCUAACUCGCUAGAAUACAAUCAUGGCUCGUUACACAAUUCUAUUGUCUCAUGGAUCCCUGGAGAGACUCACGAUUUGAUUGAAGAUUCUGAUGAUGACGCCGGGAACGAUGGUGGGGAUGAUGACCUCGAGAAUCAUGGAAAUGGAAAUCAUGGAACACAUGAUGGUGGAGAGUCUGGAGACGAUGGAAAUGGUCACGGAGAUGAUAAUAUUCAUCAAGAAGCUGUUGCCAAUGGGAAUAACCUCACAGUUGCUGUUUUCAAUGGUAUUCCUCCUCUUCCCGGAGAUGUUAAUACUGCAGGUGAGCAGAGGAAAAGGAGUAUUACUGAUGAGAAUGAUGAGAAGAAGAACAAUAAGAGAAAGAGAAUCUGAAUACAACUUUUCAGUGGCAACAUAGAAGAUAACAGAGAAGAGACAGUUCUCAAAUAAGUGAAUAACCCAUUUUCAUGUACAAUUUUUCUUUCUUUUAAACUCCGAUUCAUUUUUACAUGGUAGUGAGGAUAUAACAGGUUGUGGUCUUGUUAAAAAAAAAAAAAAAGAAAAUAGACCGUAAAAUGUAUAACUUUUUGGUUAA